Williopsis jadinii is the source of this 2040-nucleotide messenger RNA. Its product is annotated as proline--tRNA ligase. The transcript has a single exon. Bases 1 to 2040 code for a protein of 679 amino acids. The record is from RefSeq and is a predicted model, not a curated record. Gene Ontology annotation, cellular component: aminoacyl-tRNA synthetase multienzyme complex; cytoplasm. Gene Ontology annotation, biological process: prolyl-tRNA aminoacylation. Gene Ontology annotation, molecular function: aminoacyl-tRNA deacylase activity; ATP binding; proline-tRNA ligase activity. NCBI's taxonomy places the organism in Eukaryota, Fungi, Ascomycota, Saccharomycetes, Phaffomycetales, Wickerhamomycetaceae.
AUGGCUUUAGAGGCUUCUCUUGCUGCUCUUUCCAUUGCUCAAGUGUCCUCCCAGGGCCUGAACGCUACCAAAUCGCUUGUCUUCAAGCCAAAGACCGCUAAGACCGCUGUCCCUGUCCCUGUUGUCGUCUUUGCUCUCCACUCCACACAGACUCCAGCCAGUGCCAUUGCCCACGCUGCCGGCGUCAAGGAGCCACGUCUUGCUAAGGACGAGCUUGUGGAGGAGUUCUUCGGCGUACACGCUAAGGAGUUCUCCGUCGCCUCUGUGACCAAGGAGCACGCUGGCAAGAUCAAAGUGCUUGUCGAUGAGGCCCUAUCAAAGGACCAGGUUUACGAGCUGGCCACUGAGUCCGCUAAGGCUGGCGUGUCCGGUAAGGACAUCUUGGGCUACUUGGAGACCACAGGUGUCGAGCUGAUCCCAGUGGACUUCUCUGCUGUGCCAGAGGUGAAGAAGGAGGCUGCUGCUCCUAAGAAGGAUGCUUCUGCUGCAAAGAAGGAGAACAAGGCUCAGUUGGAUGCUAAGCUCAUCGGUGUCACUGUCGAUAAGUUCCUCGACUUCCCAGGCUGGUAUCAGCAGAUCUUGACCAAGGGUGAAAUGCUCGAGUACUACGACGUUUCAGGCUGUUACAUCAUGAGACCAGCAUCGUACUUCAUCUGGGAGGUUAUCCAGGACUUCUUGAACACCAGAAUCAAAGCCCUGGGUGUUAAGAACUGCUCUUUCCCACUCUUUGUCUCUUCAAGAGUUCUGGAGAAGGAGAAGGACCACAUUGAAGGCUUUGCUCCAGAGGUUGCGUGGGUCACCAGGGCCGGUAGCUCGGAGCUGGAUGAGCCAAUUGCCAUCAGACCAACCUCUGAGACCGUCAUGUAUCCAUAUUACUCCAAAUGGGUCCAGUCUCACAGAGAUUUGCCAUUGAAGCUCAACCAGUGGAACUCCGUGGUUAGAUGGGAGUUCAAACAUCCACAACCUUUCUUGAGAACCAGAGAGUUCUUGUGGCAAGAAGGCCACACUGCUCAUUUGACCUUUGAAGAGGCCAAUGAAGAGGUGUUGCAAAUCUUGGACUUCUACGCUGCUGUCUAUGAGGAGCUCCUCGCUGUGCCAGUGGUUAAAGGUAAGAAGACCGAAAAGGAGAAGUUUGCUGGUGGGUUCUUCACAACCACUGUGGAAGGUUACAUCCCAGCUACUGGACGUGGUAUCCAAGGUGGUACCUCUCACUGUCUUGGCCAGAACUUCUCCAAGAUGUUCAACAUCUCCGUGGAAAACCCUGAAGGUCCAGAUAAGCCAAAGCUCUUUGCAUGGCAAAACUCCUGGGGUUUGUCCACCCGUGUUAUUGGUGUCAUGACUAUGAUUCAUUCGGAUAACAAGGGUCUUGUCAUCCCACCAAGAGUUGCUCAAACCCAAGCUGUUAUCAUUCCAUGUGGUUUGACCGUUAAGACCACGAAGGAACAAGAGAAUGCCAUCUUGGAUGGUGUGAAGGCCAUUGAAACAAGAUUGAAUAAGGCUGGCAUUAGAGCCAUCGGUGAUUACCGUGAUAACUACUCUCCAGGCUGGAAGUUCUCCGACUGGGAGCUUAAGGGUGUGCCACUUCGUCUGGAGUUUGGUCCAAAGGACUUGGAGAAGCAGCAGGUCACCGUGGUUCGUCGUAACGACUCUAAGAAGUUCAAUCUCUCUCUCGAUUCUCUUGAAGAGGAGUUGCCAAAGAUCUUGGACCAAUUGCACGAUGACCUCUUCGCUAAGGCUAAGGAGGCAUUCGAUUCUCACAGAAUCCUCGUUGAGGACUGGAAGGACUUUGUCCCAGCACUCAACGCUAAGAACGUCAUCUUGUCCCCAUGGUGUGGCCGUAUGGAGUGUGAAGAGGACAUCAAGGACUCUUCUGCUAAGAAGGAUGACGGCGAGGAUGAGGAAGUGGAUGAGAAGGCCCCAUCCAUGGGUGCAAAGUCGCUCUGUAUCCCAUUCAACCAGCCAGAGUUGAAGCCAGAGACAAAGUGUGUCAAGUGUGGUGAGAAGGCCAUCAACUACACAAUGUUUGGUCGUUCCUACUAA